UACACAGAAACACACACACAGGGAAUCGGGUGGAUCAGCGUCUCUUCACUUCCUUCACUUCCUCUCCGGAUCCUCUCGUUUCCGUGUCGUCACCGCCUGAGGAUCGUGCGUGAGGACGUCUGGUUCAGAACCCACAGAACUGAGAUGAGCUGAGGACCUGCUGCAACUCAACGUCAGGUGACGAGCGCCGAGCGGCAGGAAGUGGCAGACAUGGAGGAGGACAGCCGGCCGCUGCUGAGCUCGGGUCAGACCGGAGAGAGCUACUCACACAGAGGCUCCUCCCCCUCGCUGGACGUCAAGGCCAAACGGCCGUUCCACGUGGAGCCGAGGAACAUCGUGGCCGAGGAUCCUCAGGAGCGAGUCUCUGCUGAAGCUGCCAUCCUCAACAGCAGAGUUCAUUACUACGGGCGCCUGACGGGCUCGUCUGAUAGGCUGCUGAGUCCUCCGAACCACGUGGUCCCCCGGGCGGAGGAGAUCUACGUCUACAGUCCCCUGGGGACGGCCUUCAAGGUGACGUCCAGCGACUACUCCUCUAAGAACCCCAGCAUCAUCACCAUCUUUGCGAUAUGGAACACGAUGAUGGGAACGUCGAUCCUCAGCAUUCCCUGGGGCAUCAAACAGGCCGGCUUCACGCUCGGGAUCCUCAUCCUGGUCUCUCUGGGUCUGCUGAUGCUCUACUGCUGCUACAUCGUCCUCAAGUCGCCAAAGUCCAUACCCUACAUAGACACGUCGGACUGGGAGUUCCCUGACGUCUGUCAUUACUACUUUGGAAAGUUCGGACAAUGGUCCAGCUUGUUCUUCUCCAUGGUGUCCCUCAUCGGAGCCAUGGUGGUCUACUGGGUCCUCAUGUCCAACUUCCUGUUCAACACGGGACAGUUUAUCUACAAUUCCGCUCACGGGAUCAACACCACAGAUUCAGAGUUUGGAACCAACGGCUCGGAGAGAGUGAUCUGCCCGUACCCGAGCACCGACCCGGGGGGGAACGCCUCCCUCAGCUCGCCACACCUCGGUGGAGAUGACACGUUGGACGUCUUCGGACGCUGGUGGAGCAAAACCAACACGGUGCCGCUCUACCUCAUCGUCCUGCUGCUGCCGCUGCUCUGCUUCCGCUCCGCCUCCUUCUUCGCCAGGUUCACCUUCCUGGGCACCAUCUCAGUGGUCUACCUCAUCGUGCUGGUCACCAUCAAGACCUCCCGCCUCGGGUUCCACCUCAACUUCCACUGGUUCCACGCCAGCGACCUCUACGUCCCAGAGUUCAGAUUGUUGUUUCCUCAGCUCACUGGCGUCCUCACUUUGGCCUUUUUCAUUCACAACUGUGUCAUCACAUUAAUGAAGAGCAACAAGAACCAAGCGAACAACGUGCGGGACCUGUCGGUGGCCUACCUCCUGGUCGGGCUCACCUACCUCUACGUGGGGGUUCUGAUCUUCGCCUCCUUCCCUUCACCUCCUCUCUCUAAGGAGUGCAUCGAAGCAAACUUCCUGGAUAACUACCCGAGCAGCGACGUCAUGGUGUUCGUGGCCCGCGGCUUCCUGCUCUUCCAGAUGAUCACCGUCUACCCCCUGCUGGGAUACCUGGUGCGGGUCCAGAUGAUGGGUCAGAUCUUUGGGAAUCAUUACCCCAGUUUCUUCCACGUUCUGGCUCUGAACAUCUUAAUCGUUGGAGCCGGUGUCCUCAUGGCCAAGUUCUAUCCCAACAUUGGAUCCAUCAUCCGGUUCUCUGGAGCUACAUGCGGCCUGGCCCUGGUGUUCGUCUUCCCGGCGCUGGUCCACAUGAUCUCUCUGAGGCGCCAGGGGGCGCUGCGCUGGCCGUCGGCGCUGUUCCACAGCUUCCUGAUCCUGCUGGGCCUGGCCAACCUGCUGGCGCAGUUCUUCAUGUAGCCGACGCCGCGAGCGAGUCCGAGACGUGACGGAGGAAACUCCGGAUUCACGUGUUCUGCUGCUCGGAGCGUUGGGAGCUCACAGCCAAUCAGAGGCUGUGGUUCAGACUCAACAUCUCACCCGCUCGCUGAAGCCGUUUCUGUAUCAGAGGGAAACAGGACUCGUGAUUUGGUUUGAUCCAGUUAUCUUUUUAUCUUCUUCAUGCUCUUUAGCUGCUGGUUUUUCUAUGAGCUAAUCUUCCUCAGAGAUCAUUUCCAUCACGUUGCGGCUGAUUAUUCCAGAACUGAUCCGACCACACGCCGACCACACGCCGACCACACGCCGACCACACGCCGACCACACGCCUGCCACACGCCGACCGCACGCCGACCACACGCCUGCCACACGCCUGCCACACGCCUGCCACACGCCGACUCACUGUGUGACAGGCGCUGCUUCAGGAACGUGUUGACAGGGAAACGCCACCGGGACAGUUUCUUUUAAACUGUGGUCAUAAAACCAGUUUUUUUAAUUGGAGUGAGACUCCCUCUGAGAGGAUCUUUGAUUGUGCGACACUGAUUUUAAAGAUGCUGUUGUUGAUUUGUUUUACGAGCACAGACAUGAGCGAUCACGUCUCUGGAAUAGUUCGAGCGGUUGGUAACAAGUUUGAAAUGUGAUGGAAUCUGUGUGUCAUCAUCACUGCAGGUUUAAAUUAGUUGUGUGUGAUUUUACCAUCGUGUGAAGUUGCGUCACCAGGGAGUUGUGUUACUAACCUUGUUUGUGCGUGUGCAGGACGGACGUGUCAGCUCUUUGGUUUUUUAAAGAAACUUUUGGCACUAGCUUUUUAAUCGUUAUUAGCUGCGUUGAUUGACUUGUUUACAUGAUGUGUGUGUUGUGUUGUUAUCAAUGGAAGGACGACAAAGGGAAAAUAAAACAUAUUCAGAACAA
Messenger RNA from Limanda limanda (common dab), 2805 nucleotides. It is a transcript of the gene slc38a9, whose product is annotated as solute carrier family 38 member 9. The record is from RefSeq and is a predicted model, not a curated record. Lineage: Eukaryota; Metazoa; Chordata; Actinopteri; Pleuronectiformes; Pleuronectidae. Gene Ontology annotation, biological process: amino acid transmembrane transport. Bases 211 to 1878 code for a protein of 555 amino acids. The transcript has 15 exons. Gene Ontology annotation, molecular function: amino acid transmembrane transporter activity.